AUGGCAUAUAAGAUCAUCAUGAACAGGCUAUACGUUCCCAAAACAGCACCACCAAACGACAUGCUCCGGGCGACACUAGACACCCUUUUACCGAACCGCGCUCUGGAGAGGCAGACCCGCACGGACUGGACACGGAUACAGGAGAUCGAAGAAGUCACGGACGAAGAGAUCGAGCUCACCAUGAGGAAAAUCGCACCGAAUAAAGCGCCGGGUCCGGACAGGAUCCCGGGUAAGGUAGCCAAAUUCAUUCUGAAACAUUUCAGGAAAGAAUAUAAGGACGUUAUCCACGAAAUCCUCCGGGCCAGAGCUUUCCCGAAGUCCUGGAAAAAAGCUGACGUCGUCCUCAUCAAGAAACCAGGUAAACCACCCGAGCUACCGUACUCAUACAGACCGAUAUGUCUCCUGAGCACUCUCGGGAAGUCAUUAGAGAGCAUUCUGAACCAACGACUCUUGAGGGAAUUAGACGAGAAAUGCAUAAUCCACGACAAUCAGUACGGUUUUAGGAAAGGGAAAUAAACUAUCCAAGCGAUCAAGAAACUUACGGAACAGGUGGAGCACGAAUUCGGCAAGAGGAACCUGGCCUGCGGGAAGCUGGUCUUAGCUAUCCUAAUCGACGUAAAGAACGCCCUCAAUUCCCUGAGCUGGGCGGCGAUAAUGAGCAGCCUCAGAGAAAAUGAGAUCUCAGAACAUCUGAUCGCCUUACUCGAGAGCUAUUUCAGGGACAGAGAGAUAAGUAGCGGAGGCGUGAGGAGAGAGAUGUCGGCCGAUGUCCCUCAGGGCUCCAUUAUCGGUCCGACUCUCUGGAACCUCGCAUAUAACGGAAUUUUCAAAUUGCAGCUACCACAUGAAUGUGUGAUAAUCGGUUAUGCCGACGACAUCGUUGUCGUCGUCAGAGACACAGCCGAAAGCGUGAUCGAGCGGAGAGCUAACGAGUGCAUUAAACGAGUUGACGAGUAUAUGAAAUCACUAAGCCUAGAAAUUGCCCCUCAAAAGUCUGAGGCAAUAAUUUUCUCCAGAAAACGCCAGGUCGACCUCUUCCACCGAGGAAACAGGAUAAGAAUGAGCGACUCGGUCAAGUACCUAUGUAUCACGCUGGACAGGAAGCUCACGUUCGUCAAACACAUAACUCAGGCAUGCCAAAAGGCAGCCAGAGUCGCUAACAAUAUCAACAGAAUUCUCCCCAGAACCACGGACACCGAGGAGAGUAAGAGAAAACUCCUAGCGAGAGUGAGCGAGCAAAUCGUCUCCUACGGGGCACCACUCUGGGACGAGGCGUUGAGACUACGAAAGAUCAGAGACCUACUCACCAAGACUCAACGAGUAGCCGCCAUCAGGGUAAGCAGAGCAUAUAAAACGGUCUACACUCAAGGUAUCCUCGUCAUCGGACGGCUGAUCCCCUGGAAUAUCAAACUUGGACUAAGGAGAGACAUCAGAAACGGACUCCAGAGCGCGACGAACUUCGAAGAUGAGUGCAUUAUGAUAUGGCAGGAGAGCUGGGCCGAACCCUCGGCAGGUACUCGAGGAGCCCGUAUAAAAAAGCUAAUCCCAAAUAUUGCUAGUUGGUAUUACAGAGAUCACGGGGAACUUACAUAUGAGCUCACCCAAUUCGUAACAGGUCACGGUGCUUUCCGGGCUUUCCUGGAAAGAAUCGGCAAGGCUCAAUCAGAACAACUGGCAAAACUCGAGGUAGCCGACGACCCUAAGCCAGGGUCAGCUCCUCCAGUCUGCUCAACGUCGGAACCUGAGGGAAUACGUUCGCGAUUCACUCCUCCCAAACUACUGGAGGAUGGAUCGAACUAUCCCACAUGGAAAUCUCUGAUUCCCGUGACUCUCCAAACCGAACCCUACGCUUGGGAAGUUGUCGACUCACAACUGAAACCAAACCAUGGACAAAGCGAAAGCGACAAACAGCAACAGAAGCAUUUCACUCGCGGAAACAUCGCAGCCAGAUACAUUCUUUUGAAUGCACUCGACACCCCUCUCAUCGAAGGUCUCUUCAGUGAUGAUUCAACAACUGUGAGUGGCCCCACAAUCUGGAAAAGACUUGAAGAUCAUUUUCUUCAGAAAGAUGCAAGCAGGAAAAUUAUCGCUGUGCACAACUUCUUUGCGUUCCAAUACCGCGAUGACAAAACCGCGUAUGAUAACGUAACAGAAUUCAAAAGACUGAAGAAGGCGCUGGACGACGCCUCCGCGAAAAUGGACGAGGACAUCGUCAGCAUUACCCUGAUCAACAAGCUGCCUCCAGUUUACAGCUGGAUAAAACAAAAUUUCACGCAGCUAGACGCCUCAGGAAGAAAGCUGGCAGACAUCGCAAAACUCAUCCUGUCCGACUACGCGCGCAGAGAAUCCGAGAAAGCCACUCGUCAAACCUCCGAAAGGAACGGAGCAACUGCUCUCGUUGCGAGAUACAACCUCCGUCGCUUCUCAAGAAGCAACCAAGCUCCAACUCCUCAGCAGAAUUCAUCGAACCCAAACAACUUCAGCAGAUCGAUGCAAGAAAACAAGAAGACAACCCUCCGAUGCAAUUACUGCAAGAAACCUGGACAUCACAUCGGCCAAUGCCCAAGAGCCAAGGCUGGAAACAAGCCUCGAACGGAAUCUCACAACGUGGAGUGUCUCAUGACCGAAGUGAAGCACUCAAGCAGUCCAGAUUCGAGCGAAUCUGAUG
Galendromus occidentalis (western predatory mite) is the source of this 2668-nucleotide messenger RNA. Its product is annotated as putative 115 kDa protein in type-1 retrotransposable element R1DM. The record is from RefSeq and is a predicted model, not a curated record. Gene Ontology annotation, molecular function: nucleic acid binding; zinc ion binding. The annotation marks the transcript as partial. The transcript has 3 exons. NCBI's taxonomy places the organism in Eukaryota, Metazoa, Arthropoda, Arachnida, Mesostigmata, Phytoseiidae.